Molecule: messenger RNA, 1226 nt
Organism: Vigna angularis (adzuki bean)
Lineage: Eukaryota; Viridiplantae; Streptophyta; Magnoliopsida; Fabales; Fabaceae
Product: rhodanese-like/PpiC domain-containing protein 12, chloroplastic
Exons: 8
Coding region: 86-952 (288 amino acids)
Molecular function (GO): peptidyl-prolyl cis-trans isomerase activity
Source: RefSeq, a predicted model, not a curated record
AAUUAGAUGGUGUUCAUAGGAAGGUGAGUGUAGGUGAAGUGUAACAUGUGAAGUGAGUCUUGCAAAGGAAAUAUCAAUAGCUAUAAUGUCAAUUUUGAGAGGAAUUUGUGUGCUGAGAGUGGGAGUGGCAACUCCAAAACCUUACCUUCUUCCCUCUAUCUUUUCAUCAUCCUUCAACAUUCGUACCCUCUCACACACCACUUUUUCCAGAACCUUUCGUUUCCUCCCACCUUCAAUUCCUCUUUCAUCCUUUGUGCCUCUCAUACCUCCCAAAGCAGCAGCCUCUUAUGGCACUGGGAGUGGUGGUGCUGAAGAUGGUAGGCCAAGGGAACUAUUGGUGCAGCAUUUGUUGGUCAAAGAAGAUGACCAGAAGCUUCUGUUGGAUCUUCUGCAAAAAAUCUCUUCAGGUGAAGAUUUGAGUGAUCUUGCUGUGGAACAUUCAGUUUGCCCAUCCAAAGAAGAAGGAGGAAUGCUUGGAUGGGUCAAAAAGGGUCAAAUGGUUCCUGAAUUUGAGGAGGCUGCGUUCAGUGCACCUUUAAACAAAGUUGUAAAGUGCAAAACCAAAUUCGGAUGGCACCUGCUGCAGGUUUUAUCUGAAAGGGAAGAAUCAAUUCUUCAAGACAUUCAACCUCAUGAGCUGCAUGGGAAAAUUCAAGAUCCCAAUUUUUUGGAGGAGGCACAGCUAAUUGACGUUCGAGAGCCUGAAGAAGUGGCUAAAGCAUCUUUGCCAGGAUUUACUGUUCUUCCCCUCCGACAAUUUGGAAGCUGGGGGCCUGAAAUAACUAAAAAACUUGACCCUGAAAAGGAUAUAUACGUUAUGUGUCAUCAUGGCAUGCGGUCAUUACAGGUUGCCAAAUGGUUGCUGUCACAGGGCUUCAGGAAAGUAUACAAUGUUUCUGGGGGAAUCCAUGCCUAUGCUGUUCAGGUUGAUCCAUCAGUACCCACAUACUGAUCACAUUACCUUUAGGAAUUGGAACUCUCUCUUAUUAUGGACAUGUAUUCAUUUUCAAUUUUCAAGGUUACAUAUUCUUAGAAUAGUUUAUGUUAUUUGAAUAAUCAUUUCAAUACUCUAUGGCUCUCUGUUCCUGACAGAAAAUGGAUUCAUACAACUCCUUUCUGAUCUGAAAAUAUAGUUUUUCUGACCAAAUUUUCAAAGAGCCAAAAAAUGGUUGAUAAAAACCUUUUUUCUCCUGUAAAAAAUGUUAUUGAUUCAAACCUUUUUGCGU